GCAGGCAGAUCUUUGAAUGACUUGGAAAUUUGCCAUCAACACGAUGAAAGGAUUUGCGGCUGUCGUCGGUGUCGCCUCCGCGCUACUUGCCAAAGUCGCCAUGGGCGACAUCUCGUGGAACUUAAUGUUGGGAAACCAUAGCAUGGACUUCCAUGGGACGUUGGACGACGCCCCAGUCGAAGAAGGAUUCUGUGAUACCACCAAGCAACUGAGUGGUUACUUCAAGAUUGACGGGUCCAAGAGCAAGAACUACUUCUACUGGUUCUUUGAGUCGCGCAAUGCACCUUCUACAGACCCAUUCGUCAUUUGGCUCACGGGUGGGCCCGGAUGUAGCUCCAUCUUGGCGCUCCUGGGGGAGAACGGACCGUGUACUGUGAAUGACGACCUGACCAUCAAGCGAAACCCGUUUUCAUGGAACGAAAAGUCAAACAUCAUGUGGAUCGAUCAACCUGCCGGUGUUGGCUUCAGCUAUGGGGACACUAGCGAAUACGACACAGACGAAACCAUGGUUGGGAACGACAUGUAUCACUUUUUACAAGAGUUCUUCCAAGUGCACCCCGAAUACGCCAAGAACGAUUUCUACGUGUUUGGCGAGAGCUAUGCCGGCCACUAUGUUCCUGCCGUGGCCCACCGCAUUUACGUUGGCAACAAAGAGAGCACCAACCCGAAGAUCAACCUCAAGGGCAUCGGUAUCGGCAAUGGCUUGACCACACCCGAGGUGCAGUACAAGUGGUAUCCGGAAAUGGCGUACAACAACACAUACGGCGUGCAAGCCAUCUCAGCCGAGAUUUACGCAACGGAGAAGGCAGCUGUUCCCGCGUGCAUCAAGAUGAUCGAUUUGUGCCAGAAAACAAACGUCGCGUGCCUUGUUGCCCAAGUGUAUUGCAACGCUGCGCUCGUGUCGCCCUAUCAAUUGUCCGGCUUGAACGUGUACGAUAUUCGCGAGAAAUGCCAGCACUUGCCCUUGUGUUACGACUUCAGUUCAAUCGAAAAGUUCUUGCGCCUUCCGUCGACGCUGAAAGCCCUCCACGUGAGUCCUAAGAGUUCCAAGUGGGAGUCGUGCAACAUGGUCGUGCACGCCGCGUUCAGCUACGACUGGAUGAAGAACUUUGACGGGUUGGUGACUCCCAUGGUUGAGAACGGUAUCGAAGUUCUUGUGUACGCUGGCGACGCCGACUUUAUUGUCAACUGGAUGGGUUGCAAGGCGUGGACAUUGGCGUUGAACUGGAAGUACCGCUCGCAAUUCCAGCAAAUUGAGGACGUCGACUGGGUUGUAAAGGGCAAGAAAGCAGGCAAAGUGCGCAGUCUCCAAGGGCUCACGUUCUUGCAAGUGUUUGAGGCGGGCCACAUGGUCCCGAUGAAUCAGCCGGAAAACUCCCUGUACAUGCUCGAGGAAUUCACGAAGAAGAACUCGUUUGCCGCGCGACACGCGGCGGAUGAUCAGUCGGUGAAGCUGUUGGUGAUUGAAGGCACGGAUGACGAUAUUGAGGUCGACUUUCUAUUUUCACCUUGAGUUUAAAUACCUUCGUGGUGUUUGCGUCUUAAUCGUGCGUGCUUCUGUCGUCGUAUUCGCCGACUAUGGUGGUGAUUUGUGAUGCACAGGAAAACUAAAAUGGAUAGCCAAUUACUGUCGUCCAAAACGGGGAAAUAUGUGGUGUAUUUACCGUUGACCUUCGACUGAGAACGAGAAUAACGAAGAUAUUUGGUUACUAUGGACCAAGUACAUACCGUUUCGGAGAGGUAUUGACGGUACACGUUGAAGUAGAGCAGUCCCUCGACAUGCUCACGGGUGUAGUUCUUGGCCCUGGCGUGUCCAAAUCCUGGAAUCUUGGAUAACACGACGCCUUUUUGCUUCCCUGUCAACUUCUUUCCCAUGUACAAAUGGGCAACUUGUAUCAACGUCGACUGGAUACCCAGUUGUGUGCAAUGUUUAACUACAAAUGUGAGUGUCUGUUGAUGCGGCGAAAA
This is a messenger RNA of Aphanomyces invadans, 1968 nucleotides long. RefSeq lists its product as hypothetical. Gene Ontology annotation, biological process: proteolysis. The transcript is spliced from 2 exons. NCBI's taxonomy places the organism in Eukaryota, Oomycota, Saprolegniomycetes, Saprolegniales, Verrucalvaceae. The coding region runs from base 17 to 1513 and encodes 498 amino acids. Gene Ontology annotation, molecular function: serine-type carboxypeptidase activity. The record is from RefSeq and is a predicted model, not a curated record.